Eublepharis macularius is the source of this 4112-nucleotide messenger RNA. It is a transcript of the gene RHCG, whose product is annotated as Rh family C glycoprotein. Gene Ontology annotation, biological process: ammonium transmembrane transport; ammonium homeostasis. The coding region runs from base 70 to 1482 and encodes 470 amino acids. The record is from RefSeq and is a predicted model, not a curated record. The transcript has 11 exons. Gene Ontology annotation, molecular function: ammonium channel activity. NCBI's taxonomy places the organism in Eukaryota, Metazoa, Chordata, Lepidosauria, Squamata, Eublepharidae. Gene Ontology annotation, cellular component: apical plasma membrane; plasma membrane; basolateral plasma membrane.
UGGCCAGAGACUCUCCUGCCAUUCCUCUAGGCUGCCCUCACUGCUGAACUGCAGGGGAUCAUCUCAGCCAUGGCAAGUUUCAACCUGAUGUCGAGGAGCACAAGCAUGCGCUGGCGCCUGCCACUGGUGUGCCUCCUUUGGGAGGUGGCCAUGAUCGUCCUCUUUGGGGUCUUUGUGCGCUUUAACCCAGAAGCCGAUGCGGCCGGUUGGAUGGAGGAGAAGUACAAGAAGAACAUCACCAGUGACGCCGAGAACGACUUCUAUUUCAGAUACCCGUCAUUCCAGGAUGUCCACGUGAUGAUUUUUGUGGGCUUUGGCUUUCUCAUGACAUUCCUUCAACGCUACGGCUUUGGAGCCGUCGGCUUCAACUUCCUCCUGGCCGCCUUUGGGAUUCAGUGGGCUAUCCUGAUGCAGGGCUGGUUCCAUACCUUUGAGAAUGGGAAGAUACUCAUUGGAGUUGAAAGCUUGAUCGGUGCCGAUUUCUGCGUGGGUUCCGUUUGCAUUGCCUUCGGUGCUCUUCUGGGCAAAGUCAGCCCCGUUCAGGUCCUCAUCAUGACUCUGUUUCAAGUCACUCUCUUCUCUGUGAAUGAAUACAUCCUGCUGGACCUGCUGCACGUUAAAGAUGCUGGCGGAUCAAUGACCAUCCACACUUUCGGGGCUUACUUUGGUCUAACGGUAACCGCUAUCUUGUACCGACCCAACCUGGAUAGUACCAAAGACAAGCAGAGUUCUUCCUACUACUCGGACCUCUUCUCCAUGAUCGGCACCCUGUUCCUGUGGAUGUACUGGCCCAGCUUUAAUUCGGCCAUUUCCAAUCAUGGGGAUGCGCAGCACCGAGCAGCCAUCAACACCUACUGCUCUCUGGCCGCCUGUGUCCUCACCACCGUGGCCUUCUCCAGUGUGCUGGAGAAGAAAGGCAAGCUAAAUAUGGUCCACAUCCAGAACGCCACCUUGGCAGGGGGCGUGGCUGUCGGGACCGCCGCAGAGAUGAUGCUGACUCCCUAUGGUUCCCUGAUUGUCGGUUUCAUUUGUGGCAUUGUGUCUACUGUCGGAUUUGUCUUCUUCACACCUUUCUUAGAGUCCAAGCUGCGUAUCCAAGACACGUGUGGCAUCCACAACCUACAUGCCAUGCCGGGGCUAAUUGGAGGCAUUGUAGGAGCUGUCACAGCCGCCGCUGCCACGGAGGGAGUCUAUGGAACGGAAGGGCUCAUCCUUGCUUUCGACUUCACUGGUGCCUACGCAACUAGGACACCCAGUGUCCAAGGGGGGUUCCAGGCUGCCGGCAUUGCCGUGUCCUUAGGCAUGGCCUUGGCAGGAGGGGCCAUUGUAGGUGGCAUUUUGAAAUUGCCAUUCUUUGGCGAUCCCCCAGAUGAAAAUUGCUUUGACGAUGAUGUCUAUUGGGAGGUGGUUGAGGAAGGGGAGAAUCAGAGCAGCCUGUAUUCUAUGCAGAAUUCCAAUGGCAAGUCUGUGACCAACUUCUAAUCCCCCUGUACAAUUGCGAAGUUAGGACAUCUUUGAAGACCAGACACAAUCAGUUUCCUGCUGGGUUUCCCUGUGUGUGAUUCUUGGUCUCCUCCUACACUCUCAGGUUCCCCCUUGGAAGAGAAUUUCGUGGUUUGUCUGGAAAAGAAGGUCGUCCGGUACCCUCAUUCACCUGGAUAUAAAGAUUCUUUAUGGAGCAUCCUGUGGCCUUAUUUGUCUCUUCCUGCAUCAUACUUCUUUGUGAAGUCAGCCAGAGAGAGACACUUUAUGCACAGCAACAUGUGGGGUGAAAUCAUACCCGGAUUCCUCUAGGUUUUCCCGGAGGCUGCCACGCAUUGGCCAAAUUGCUUGUUAGGACUCACUGUGUAGCUCCCUGUGUCGCUUCUCUGUGCCAGUGUAAGCAGGCACAACCGAUGAGCUCUUGCCAACAUCUGUGAUCGUUGCCGCCUUGGUCCUCCCGGCACACUUGAAGCAUUUAACAGCUAGGGUCAGUGAUCUGGCAUACAUCUGUGUUUUGUGUUUGAUUUCAAACUCGUAGUUGAAAUAAACGCCACAUAUUGGGAGUGGGGGGCAGGGAGAUGAACUCUCCAGUAGGGUCCUUCUGGGUGGCACAUGGAUGGGUAAUGAUGUUUCCAAACAAUUCAGAGUGCUGGUCUUUAUGGUCUACAAUCAAUGGUCUACAAUCAGAAUAUCUAUAAGACUGCCAUACAAAUUUACCUGUGCUAGGGAUAUUGGUAACAGGGCCUUUUCGGUGGAGGCACCCAGACUUUGGAAUAGCUUCUCCAGACAUAAUUGCAUCCCAUCUAGGAUUACCAGCCUCUCCCAGUGGUGUUGCCCAAAUGGCUACGUGCAUUUCUUCUCCAGCCUCAAGAGCAUGCCCCAGAGCACAGACAAUUCACCACUGAAGUUCUCCUAUAUCAGGAGGAUCUUUUUCUAUAUAUACCAGAGUCCUGUGGGUAAAGCUAACCAGUACUGUUACAAUGGGCUUAGCCUGUUACAAAUUUGGGGGAAAUAGUGAAAACAACACUCAUGCAUGAUAGUGGGAUUUUAUUACUAACAAAUAGACAAACAAAGGAUUUGCUUUAAAGGUACAAGCUAAAAGAUAUACCACAAAGAAUACACAACAAAACAGAGGAAUAGUCACUUGUAUGCAUUCCAUCUCAUAAUGGAUCAGGACUCAUGAUGAGUGCCCUGUAUACACUUGAUGUUCCUAAGUAUUCUAGUGUAUGUAAAAAUGUGGAUGCGAUAAUAAGAUACACAAUCUGUCCCGAAGAGUAUGGGUACAAGGUGGUGAGGUCCCAAAACGAUCCAGAUACAAAAAAGUACAACCCGGCCACACAGCAAAAAGAUAAGGGAUAUAAAAAGCAACAAAGAAUGCAAAAGGCACACAAAGGAUUCAGAAAGAGGCAAAAACAUAGCACUACAAAUAAAGUACAUGCGUAGGAUGUAAAUUAGGCUGACUCAUAUGGACACUUGGUCCAUGUCUUGAUCUGGAGUGGAUUAUAUUAGUUGAUUCUGCAGAGGGCUGGAGAUUUGGGUCAUCAAAGGUAUAGCAGGACAAAAGAGGAGCUGAGUGGUGACGAAGAAGGGUUUAAAUCAGACAGGAGUCUAAGUCUAUGGGGAUUGGGAUGGUAGAUUUCUCAGGUAAUGAUAGUUAACUGCUAAAGCCAGCUAUGUGACGAACAGCAAACAUUCUGUUUGAGGAUAGCGUGGGAAUCCACUUUGCUGCAACCAAAAGACGGGGGUGAUUACUGGACAAAUAAAGAUGGGUGGAGAGUGAGGCGGAAGGGUCUGUCUGCUCAGAGCUGUUCCGCUUCUCAUGCAAGAGUUAGGGGGGGGGGUCAUGCCGACAGAGUGCUGCUUUCCCCAUAACCCUUUCAGUUUCAACAUCUGCCCAUGGAAGUUGUGUGCAGUGAUUGAACACUAAGGGUGUUUGUUCUGUACGCGUACAUGCAUGUCUGUGCAGAGAGGAGCUGUCCCCAGGGUCCCCAGCUUCCCUGUGGCAAAUGUAUAUUCCAUGGAGCAGUAUUCAAAAUAAUGCUGUCGUGCUGUGCAGUACAGAUGCUGUGACAUCACAGUGGGACCUGAAGUUUUCAUGGAAUAAUAGCCGAUCUCUAGACCAGAGAGAUCAGUUCCCUGCUUUGAUGAGUGGUCUCUGUGGCAUUAUACCCUGCGGAGGUCCCUUCUCAAAACCUGCUCUCCCUAAGCUCCAGCCCCAAAUCUCCAGGAAUUUUCCAGUCCAGAGUUGGCAACCCUUACCCCUCACACGUGCUACACUCUCCUUUUUGUAGUGGAACCCCUAGUCUUUAAUCAAAAGAUCAUAUAUGUAUGUAUAUAUGAUCUUUUAUACACAUACACAUACAGCAGUAAAUAAACUACAGGGGUAAAUGGUACAUAAAAGUAUAUAAGGGUACUUAAGGCUGCCUAGCUGAUAUCAACCAGCACCCAGAACUUUUCCACUGUAGCUCCCACUUUGGAACAGGCUCCUUGUGGGUGAAGGAAGGCGGCAUUUUUAGAAAUUUUCAGGACUCUUGGCAAGACCAAUUUAUUUGCCAGGAUUUGUAAUGGGGUAUAAACUGCAGGAAUUUUGGGGUGGGUGGGGAGCAGUGGUAUUUAGGUUUUUAUCUUGU